Molecule: messenger RNA, 645 nt
Organism: Hyaloperonospora brassicae
Lineage: Eukaryota; Oomycota; Peronosporomycetes; Peronosporales; Peronosporaceae
Source: the annotation of a GenBank genome assembly
AUGCAGACGAAGGCAUCGUCGUCGCCGAUUUGCUCGGGAUGCGCGCCGCUUUCUCUCGGUGCCUCGGCCGUCGCGACGCACCGGAGCUGGUCGUUCCCUCGCGCGAGUGACAGCCCCUCCUCCUCGCCGCCCGCCGGCCCCAAGCGCUCGUGUUCCCCCAAGAAGUGCGCCUUCCCGCUCUGCCGCAACAGCGCCCGCAGUCGCGGCUUCUGCUACAGCCACGGGGGCGGCCGCCGCUGCGGCGUACACGGCUGCAACAACGGCGCCGUGAGUCGCGACCUGUGCAAGCGCCACGGCGGCGGCCGCCGCUGCCGCGUGGACGGCUGCAAGAGCAGCGCCGAGAGCGGCGGACUGUGCUACAGUCACGGCGGCGGACGGCGCUGCAGUCUCUCGUGGUGCUCGGCGCGCGCAAAGAAGGGCGGGCUCUGUGUCGUCCACUGGACAACAAGCGGCCGGACGGCUGCAGCGGACGCGGCGCUGACGGACACGAGCUCCGAGGGGUCGGACGUUGUCGAGACGCUGCUGGCGCUGGCGAAAGAGCCGCUGGAGGGCAAGACGGGCGCGGCCGUGUCGAUGGCGGGUGCGUGGAGCGUGCAGGGCAGCAGCGCGCAGAGCGCGUACGCGAUCACGUCGUUGCUGAACUGA